Molecule: messenger RNA, 3207 nt
Organism: Labrus mixtus (cuckoo wrasse)
Lineage: Eukaryota; Metazoa; Chordata; Actinopteri; Labriformes; Labridae
Product: tripartite motif-containing protein 16-like
Exons: 6
Coding region: 595-2121 (508 amino acids)
Molecular function (GO): protein binding; zinc ion binding
Source: RefSeq, a predicted model, not a curated record
UCAGAUAAAUGCUGCUGUCUUAUGCAACAUUGUUAUCAGAAGGAAGCGCUUACUGACUCUCCCACGAAGUUCCUGUGGCUCCACUAAAGUGUCCGCAUGCUCUCAUGAUGACACAGUACAGCCUCUGUAAUGUUUGUAGUCAUGCAUUGGCCUUAGUGGUGGAAAAAAAACAACUUUUAUUGUUAAAAUAAACCUCUUAGCCAGACUUUUCCCUGAGACUAUCAAAUCAGUAAACAAGGCCGGCCAUUUAUAAGACGGAUUGGAAAUGGGGAUGUUCUUUGCCUUGUUCAUGUUACACUCGUCAUUUCCUCCUCACUUCCGUGUGAUCUGCUGCGUGUGAAGCCCUCCGAGGCCCAGCACAGAGAAGGCAAACAAGAGAAGGGCUGAACAGGGGUGUGGUGAAAAAGGAGAAUGCUCUAGCUGGCUGAGUACAAAAUACCUUGGGCGUGGCUUUUUUAAUUCUUUCCUUAUGCUCCCAAAGGAUCACAGAAAAAGCAGGAAAAGGCAGCGGUAAGAGAGGAGCAGGCUUUGUUACAGUCAAGAAUUUCCACCGUCUCAUGUGUAGAAGGCACAAGAAGGUGGACACUCUCAGACAUGGCGACUCUCAGCAGUACUAAUGAGGAGACUUUGAAGGAGGGUCAGCACAGUGCAGAUGUAGAGAAGGAACCGAGGGAUCCUACCAUCGAAGUGUCUGAGACCCUGCAACCCCAAGAUGUGCUGUGUGACUCCUGCAUGGACAGCCCCAGCAAGGCCUUCAAAUCCUGCCUGACAUGUCUGGUGUCUUACUGCGAGGCACACCUGAGGCCACAUCUGGAGAACGCCAAAUUUCAAAACCAUCGUCUGGUUGACCCCCUCCACGACAUCGACUGCAGGACAUGCGAGGUUCAUCAUCUUCCGGUCGAGCGCUUUUGUCUGACGGACGGCUGCUGUGUGUGUCCAGAUUGCGAGACACAGGAGCAUCAGGGUCACACGGCUGCAUCUGUAGGGGAGGCACGCACGCAGAUUGAGGCGGAGCUGCAGAAGAAGCAAGAACAGAUCACUCAGGGUGCUGAAGCAGCUGAGAAAGCCAUUGAAAAGCUGCAAAGCAACAACGACCUGAUCAAAUCUUCAGUGCAGGAGGUUUGUGUUACUGUUGAGGAGCAGUUCAAAAAGCUGCAGACGACCGUGGAUGAGGCCAGAAAGGGGGCGGUGGAGGUGCUGGACGGAGAGAAGAGAAAGGCACUCAAGCAGGCGGAGGGCAUCCAGGCACAUCUGGAGCAGAGGAGAACAGAGCUGAUGAAAACUGUUGCUCAAAUGAACAAACUGUCCAAGUGCAAGUCUGAUGUUGACUUCCUGCAGGAGUACUCGGAGUGGAAGAAAGGAGAGGCAGAUGUAUGUCUUCCAACGACAUACAUCAACCGCAUGGACCAUUUGACCACUUAUACUCAAGUAGUGACUGAUGUAACACAGGAGUUCUGUGACCUGAUUCUGUCGUCCUACAAGGAAAAACUGAACCUGGUGUGGAAAAGUUGUGCUAAAUCCCAGAUGCCAGAACCUCCAGCUUCAUCCCUGCCCGAUCCUGAGACACGUGAUGACUUUUUAAAAUACACAAGGAGUUUGACCUUUGAUCCAGACACCACUCAUAACUUCCUUCGUGUAAAGGAAGACAACAGGAAGCUGUCCAACUCCAGCCCCUGGCAGCACAGCUACCCUGAUCACCCUUCUCGCUUCGAGUACUGGCGACAGGCGAUGACUGUGGAGAGUCUUUACCUGGGGAGGCACUACAUCGAAGCAGAGCUGAGCGGGGAAGGCGCACACCUAGGGGUCACGUACAAGAGCAUCGAUCGUAAGGGAGAGCAAAGCACGAGCUGCAUCACUGGGAAUUACUUUUCCUGGUGUGUUGGAAGGAACAGCAGAGGUUUCUUCGCCUGGCAUGAUGGCGUGGAGACUGGCUUGGAAGUCUCUAAUAUCACCAAAGUUGGGGUAUACAUUGAUUUUCCCAAAGGCACCGUGUCUUUCUAUGAUGUCACUGGUCCUAUGAGGCUUCUCCACAAGUGCGUGGCUAACUUCAUCGAGCCUUUAUAUGUCAUCACCUGGCUGUCAAAAAAAGACAACGUGGUUUCUCUGCUUGAUGCAAAAUGAUACUUUUGUUACAUUUUUCUUACAUAUCCGUAAUACAAUCUGUUCUCUCUGGUGAUCUUGAAAAAAUGGUUAUGGUUAAAUAAUAAGGUAGAAAAGUGAAGGCACAUAUGCAGAAUUUUUUUAACAUGCAUGUUAAAUGUACUACCAUCGAGUGGUAACUGCAGUAUAAACCAUGUGUAGCUGCAGGUGUUUACUGCAGCUUUAUUGCAACUUUAUAGCUCUUGAAUGGGAUGUGAAUGAGGAAAAAGGUACACAAAUGUCAGCUGGUAAUACUUUUAUUUGUCUAAAGUCCAUUGGGUUGUAAAGGUUUAUUUGCAUUGCUGAACUAUUAUAUAACUACAGGAGGAGGGCUUGUUGUUUUACAGGGUCCAUAGAAUCUUUGAGUUGAAAUUUUAGGAAUCAUUUAAAAAAAACAAAAAAACAUUAAAAUCACAUUCAUUUCAGGCAUUAAAAUCAGUUUCAUUAUCAUCAUAAACUGGAUUCACAAAGUGCACACCUGUCUGGGUCAUCGAGAUUGAAGAAUUGGUUUCAUUACCAUACAGAGCAGGGAUAUCAGGCAUCAUGUUAGGCCUGUCAAACAUGGGAUUGUCAUAGCCAUGGUCAAGAGUCCCGCCAAGGUCCCCAAUGUCACUGUGUCUUUUAAAUCUGCUCAGAGAUGGCAGUGAAGGCAGUGAAGGCAUCGAAGGCAUUGAAGGCAUCGAAGGCAUCGAAGGCAUUGAUGGCAUUUGAACAAAACCUUUACGAACAAGGACUACCAAUGUACCAACCAGGGUGAUCAAAAUUAAAACUCCAAUCACAGCUCCAACAAUAACCCCAGCAUUGCUUCCAGACUGAUCACUGCUGCCCCCAGAGGAGGCUUGAAAUUCAGCCUCAGUGAUUCCCAAGUUAGAGCCAUGAGAACGAGCAUCUUUCACUAUGUCCCAGGCCAAAUUUUCUGCCUGUGUUCCUUUCUCUCCAUCCAGGAUAACUACCUGGAUCUCAGGGGUGGUACCAAAAGGGACAAUCCCCAUCAGUCGCUGUGGUUUGGCGACUUUAGACAUGCCCAGCUGGAUGGAUUUGUAUUUUGGCAGCAUAAGAAAAAGGUGA